GACUUUCGUGAGAUGCAUAAUGAUUAUGACCAGUUUGAAAGGUGCCACGUUGGGAAUGAUCCUAUAGUUAUUGGAGAUAGCAUGCCCAAAGCGCCUUCUAGUAUGUAAAUCACAAAUUUGAUUUUCUUUUUAGCUGUUGUUUUUUGAAAAUAUUACUCUUGAUUAUACUUUUAUAUGUUUAGUGUCUGAUUUUGAUGGGGUUGGUCGAGAUGGAGGUGUCAUUGGUGUCAAUGUGAAGAACAUCACAGCAAGUCAUGGCGUAGUUAAUGAUGAUUUGCGUUCUGCCCCAUUCGUAAAUGAGCAUAAUCUUGGCUUGGAUUCUAACUUUGAAAUGUUUGCAUCUGCAAUUGAUCAAAUCAUCGUCAUUACACAACAAGCAACAUAUAAGCAGUCAUCUCAUGAUGUUAAAAAGUCGGGACUUGCUCCGUUUCCAUUAGGAAUCCCUGCACAAACACGAGCAAAUGUUGUUAUUGAGUCUAAUACUGCUCCACAUGCAUCUCGGGUUGAUGGUAUUGGUCAAGUGGAUGUUGGUGACAGUAAUGUGAAUUUGCCUUCUGUUGGGGGAUCCUCGAAGGUUAUCAAAGGAAGAUUUUCAUUUGUAAAUGACAUUUCAGUGGCUGUUGAUUAUAAGCUUACGACUGCAUUCUCAAACUUUGUCGAAGCAAACAUGCAAUUGGGAGAGGAAAUGUAUUUACCUGGUGAUCAAAAGUUGGACCCUUGUUUUGACUUCAAAGUUGAACAGAUUGAUGACAAGACGUUUUUCCAUACCUAAACCUAUUCUGGCAGGCUGCUGUCU
This is a messenger RNA of Nicotiana tabacum (common tobacco), 796 nucleotides long. The record is from RefSeq and is a predicted model, not a curated record. NCBI's taxonomy places the organism in Eukaryota, Viridiplantae, Streptophyta, Magnoliopsida, Solanales, Solanaceae.